AUGGAAGUCCGGUCCAACCAUCACCACCAUCAGGAUGAUGAGCCCGUCAUUUCCGUCACGGGUCACGAACCCAGACCUCCAUCGCCGACGGCCACGACUCAUUCCCGUGGCCAAAAUCGUGUCGAACGAGACGCCUUAGAACUCCACCAAAUUGAGACACAGCUGGACAAUGAAUUCGGCUCCUCAACAGCAUCGAUCUCCUCUGGCGAAUAUCGCAUUACUACUCGUCGGACGGCCUCUCGCACCAGUCAACGCACAGAACGAAGUCAAGCGCCACGUAAGGGGCUCUUAGGGAAGGUUCAGCGUUUCUGGACACGCAACGUGGUUUUGACCGUUCCGCAGAAAAGUAACCGCGAUCACUUUGCGCUGGAGCGGACAUUCCUCGCCUAUAUCCGGACAUCAGUGGUCAUCGCAAUGCAAGGCGUACUAAUUGCUCAGCUCUUUCGCCUCCAACAACAGCCUUCAUCCGCUGAUCAAUUGACAUACUAUGAAAUAGCCAUCCCCCUUUCUGUGACGUGUCAUUGCAUUGCCGCCGUGGUAGCAGUGAUAGGAGCGUGUCGCUUUUGGACACAACAGAAUGCGGUCGCAUUGGGAACCGUCUAUGCCGGCGGUUGGGAGUUGAAUUGUAUCGGACUGCUAAUCGCAUUGAUAAUUUUGGCGCUUUUUGUCUUGUCAAUUGUGGUCAUGGUUGAACUUGAAUAA
Messenger RNA from Aspergillus pseudotamarii, 702 nucleotides. RefSeq names its product DUF202 domain-containing protein. The record is from RefSeq and is a predicted model, not a curated record. Bases 1 to 702 code for a protein of 233 amino acids. The transcript is spliced from 3 exons. Lineage: Eukaryota; Fungi; Ascomycota; Eurotiomycetes; Eurotiales; Aspergillaceae.